Molecule: messenger RNA, 2277 nt
Organism: Aureococcus anophagefferens
Lineage: Eukaryota; Pelagophyceae; Pelagomonadales; Pelagomonadaceae
Exons: 3
Coding region: 1-2277 (758 amino acids)
Molecular function (GO): protein binding
Source: RefSeq, a predicted model, not a curated record
AUGGCUCGAUCAAUCGUGGUGCUCGCGAGCCUCCUGGCCGCGGCGACGACGGCCCUCGCCCCCGCGCGGCGACCGUCCAUACGCCAGACCGUCCGCGUCGCCGCGGACAGGGGCUUCGGCGCGCCGUCGAAGAAGAAGAAGCCCAAGAAGAAGGACGCGCCGCCGCAGCUGUCCUUCGCCGAGGACGCCGCGGGCGCCGGCGCCGACUUCGAGGCGAGCGGCAACUCGGAGCUCCUGGCGCAGCUCCUGGCCAAGGAGGAGGACCGCGCCGCCGAGGUGAGCGCGCAGGUCGAGGACCUGCGCGAGCGCGACGCGUACGUGCGCGAGGCCGGCGUCGAGGCCGCGCGCGUGCCCGACGCCGUCGCGAACCGCAUGGUGCUGCGCAUGGCCCUCUUCGGCGGGCUGCCGGCCUUCGGGGGCGUGGGCCUCUUCGUCUGGUUCUACUUCGCCGCGACGCGCGACGACAACGUCUUCCAGCCGACGGCCGUCGCGACGGCGACGACGGUGCCCUGGGUCAUCGGCCUCCUGGGCAUCGGCUACGGCGCGCUCUCCGCGUCCUGGGACGAGGAGGAGGACGGCAGCGCGCUCGGCUUCAAGGAGAUCAAGCUCAACGUCGGCCGCCUCCUCGACGGCGUCUCGCGGUCCGCCAAGGACGCGCAGCUCCGGGAGAAGGUCGACCGCGACGAGAAGCGCCGCCGGCCACCACCGACGAUGGCUUCACUCGUGGACGCGCCGUGGGACAAUGCGAAGACGUCCGCAAGCAACGACGAUGACCUGUUCGAGCGCAUCGGCGCCAUGUCCAUCAAGGACCUGAAGAAGUUCCUCGGCGAGCGCAACGUCACGCCGGACGCGUCCAUCGUCGAGAAGCGCGAGCUGCGGAACUUGGCCUACCAGAGCGCGGGCGUCGGGCCGCCGGCGAAGCCGCUGCCCGCCGGCUGGGCCAAGUUCGUGGACCCGAGCGACGGCACGCCGUACUACCACUGCCGGGCCACGGGCGAGACGAGCUGGGACUUCCCCGAGGCGCCCGCCGCGGCGGCUCCGGCGGCGGCCGCGGAGGCGCCGGCGGACGCGGAGGCGCCGGCGGCCGCGGCGCCCGAGGUCGCGCCGGAGGCGGCGGCGGCGGAGGACGCGCCCGAGGAGGAAGCAAAACCAGACGAGGUGGACUGGAAGACGCUGUCCAUCAAGGAGCUGAAGCUCGUCCUCCACGCGAACGGCCUGUCCACGAAGGGCUUCGCGGAGAAGAACGACUUCGUGAAGCUCGCGACGGACAACGCGGGCUGGAUCCAGCCCCACCUCGCCUACCAGCCGGCGACGACGCGCGCGCCGGCGCCCGCGGCCGCGCCCGCGGCCGCGCCGGGCGGCGCCGCCGUCGCGGCGCCCGAGGUCGUCCUCGGCCCGGCCUUCGACGAGGGCAAGGCGCGGCGCGCGGACCUCGACGGCAUCAUCGAGAAGCCCGUCGGCGGCGAGGACAUCGCCGACGGCGGCUGGCAGAUCGACGUCUUCGGCACGAAGCGCGGCCGCUGCCUCGACGACCCGAGCUGCAUCCGGUUCACGCCCCGGAACAUGCGCGUGAACAACUGCGGCAUGGGCAGCGCCGCCGUGACUUGCAUGCGCUGCGGCCGCGACAACCUGCGCCACCAGGACCUCGGCAAGUGGGAGGAGGGCGAGCCCCACAUGGUCAACGAGCGCGGCGAGGGCGGCGAGCACCGCGGCCUCGCGCCGAGCCUCCUCGCGGCCGGCGCCGCGCCGCCGUCGCUGGCGGAGAACUUCGCCGUCGUCGCGCCCUACUCCGCCGGCCGGUUGAGCCUCUACGGCGACCCGCGGUCCAAGAUGCUCGCCUUCGUCGACUGGGUCUUGAGCGACGCCGGCCGCGCGGCGGGCUGCCCCGACGCGGACCCGAGCCGCGUCUUUCUCUUUGGUUUUUCCGACGGCGCGACGGAGGCCGUGGAGCUCCUGACGACGAAGCGCUUCGCCGGCGGCGUCGUGUGCUCCUACGGCUUCACGGGGACGCUGCCGGCGGCGGCCGUCAGCCGCCUCGCGGACGUGCCCGUCUGGGCGUUCCACUCCGCGGACGACGCCAUCUUCGACGUCGCCAACAGCGACCGCCUCGUCGCGAGCCUGCGGCGCGGCGGCGCGCGGGACGUCGUCAGGUACACGCGCUACGACUCGGACCCGGAGAACGUCGCGGGCUCCGCGCGGGGGCACACGUGCGGCAUCUCGGCGUCGAAGCUCCCCGAGGUGUACGACUGGAUGCUCCAGAUUCACGCGCCCGGAUAA